AUGGCCACCUCUCCGGACUCCAGUAGCACAGUUGUUAGGCGGCAGCGGCUUUCUGUGACCCAGUCCCCCGCUGCUGUAGGCGCACGCCGUUCGCCUCGGCCCGUCCUGCCACAGCCGUGUCCUCCCGUUAGUCGCGCCACCCACGAUGAACCGAGCAGCAGCGCGACCCGUCCUCCGCCUGCGCUGCCGAAGGUGAAGAUACCUUCCUUCCCGGAGCAAACUCGCCCGCAGGGACCUCCGAAGCUCAACGCGGAUGCCGAUGCUCCUUCCCCACGUCAUCGCAUGACGAAACGCGUUCCUCAUGCGUACACGGCGAAGGAGAAGCUUCACUGGCUGAAGCUGCAGGAUUCGCAGCCGGACCUGUCCAACCGAGCUCUGGCGAAGCUGGCGAAGGUGCAGCCCGUCCAGAUCCGCGAGUGGAAGCGGAUGAGGGAGCGGCUGGAGGUUGCCUCUGGAUGCCACCGUCGCCUCAUGGGAGCCGGGCGCAAGGCGAAGUACCCGUUCAUCAAACGGGCCGUGUAUCGUCAGUUUCUUAAGCACCGCGCUAAGGGCCUCGCCGUCUCGGUCAACAUGUUGCAGCAGUGGAGCGCCCAGUUCAUGAAGCAUCGGAUGCCUGGGGUGAAUUGGCGCGCUUCAUUCCGCUGGUCGACUCGUUUUCGCGCUCGAUGGCAUUUGGCUCGACGGGUGAAGACGAAGAUGGGCCAGAAAUUAGCAGCGGGUGUGGUGGUCCGUGCACAAGAGAAGGGGUGGAUGGACAAAGGACUUGUGCAGGACUGGAUAACCCAGGUCCUUGUGCCGUUUCUGAAGCCCAUCCGCGAAGGAACCGGUCGCCGCAGGGAGUCCUUAGUCGUCCUGGACUCCUACCGCGGCCACUUGACCGAAUCCGUCGGUCAGACCAUGCGAAUGUUCCGUCUGACACGGGCGGUCAUCCCGGGGGGGUGCACCCCGCUUCUGCAGCCGCUCGACGUGUCUGUAAAUCGCGCGUUCAAGGCCGGUGUGCGUCAUCGCUAUGGCACUUGGUUUGAAGACAUCGGGAUCAACACGAGGACGCGUGCAGUGCUGGAGGAUGUGAACGAGGUGGAGGAAGACGAGGUUAUCGUCAACCCCUACUACGAGGAAGCUCGCGUGCCGGCCGAGGUGCUGCAGGCGGACGAUGACGCCAUGCAUGUAGAGGAGGACGCAGAGGAUGCGGAAGUGGAGGACGGAGAUGCGGAGGGGUACGGGGCUGGAGAAGGCGGGGAUGCAGAGGAGUGGAGCGAAGCUGGCUCGGACUGGUGGCUCCCCGACCGCUUUGACGGGGAGGAGGUUGAGGAAUGGCAUGGUGGGGAUGAUGAGGACUAA
Messenger RNA from Closterium sp. Yama58-4, 1341 nucleotides. The record is from the annotation of a GenBank genome assembly. NCBI's taxonomy places the organism in Eukaryota, Viridiplantae, Streptophyta, Zygnematophyceae, Desmidiales, Closteriaceae.